UCUUCUUGCUGAAACGAAAACUGCAGAAAACAAAGCAAAGCAUGAAAACAUGAAGUCCCUCACAGUCACAGCCAGUGUUUUGAACCCCACAAAUCAAACAGCAGCCAACAAACUCCACUUCUUCCACUCUCACUCUCUCUCAUUCUCACUCUUCUUCCCACACACAUCAUCAAACCUGAAAUGCCACCAUCAAAAGCGAAUCAUCACAGCAUGCUCUUCUUCUUCUUCUUCGAUCGAAAUCGACAUGGUGAAGAACAACCAAGGAAUCUACACCCCUAAGCACCCCAAAGUAGUCGUCCUCUGGGACCUCGACAACAAGCCCCCACGAGGACCCCCAUACGACGCCGCACGCUCCCUCACGCGCCUCGCAACUCACCUCGGCCACGUCGUCGACAUCUCCGCCUACGCCAAUCGCCACACAUUCAUCCACCUCCCGCAGUGGGUCCUACAGGAUCGCCGCCAGAGAAAGCACCUCGACAUGCUGGAACGGAAGGGCCUGGUGGUGCCGUCGGAGCCCUACAGGUGUUCCGUCUGCGGGAGAAAGUGUCGCACCAAUCUGGAUCUGAAGAAGCAUUUCAGGCAGUUGCAUGAACGAGAGAGGCAGAAGAAGCUUAAUCGGAUGAGGUCCUUGAAAGGGAAGAAACGGCAGCGUUUUAAAGAGAGGUUUAUUGAGGGGAAUGAAAAGUAUAAUGAGGCUGCUAGGUCUCUCAUUAGGCCCAAGAUUGGUUAUGGGCUAGCUUCAGAGCUGAGGAGGGCUGGGGUAUAUGUGAAGACUGUGGAGGAUAAGCCUCAGGCUGCAGAUUGGGCAUUGAAGAGGCAGAUGCAGCACUCAAUGACCAGGGGGAUUGAUUGGCUGGUUUUGGUCUCAGAUGAUUCGGAUUUCGCAGAGAUGUUGAGGAGAGCAAAAGAGAGGGAAUUGGGGACAGUGGUGGUUGGGGAUUGGGAUAGGGCACUGGGGAGGCAAGCCGAUUUGUGGUUUCCUUGGAUUGAUGUUGAGAAUGGGAAUGUCUCGGAGAAAGAUCUGGUGAUCGAGAAGAACAGGAGUAGGGCUCGAAGUGACGGUUUUGUCGUGGAAGAAGAUGAUGAUGGGUUUUUUUCAUUGUCGAGGUUUGACAGUGGUGCUGGUCAUGGGAGUAGUGAUUUGGAUGAGCUUGUAGAUGAACUUGCAGCAGUGAGGACUGAUUUUACUGCGGCAAUUUCAGAUGAGGAUGAAGACAAUUAUAUGUUGGGGAGUAGUGAGGAUGAGUACAUAGAAGAUUAUGAUGAAGACAGUGAUCAAGAAGAUGAUGGGUUCUAUUGACAUGGCAACUAUGAACCUAUGAUUGAUUCUUUUCUAUGAGCAAUUCUUAUUAUAGCGCCUUGGAGUCUCAAGUGUUGCUGUAUAUAUUCUAGUGGAAAGCUAAAAUGUGGACCAAAAAGGAAAAAAUUGUCACUUUUUUGGACCUUAAGGUACCAAAAAGUGGUGGGAAUGAUCUAUCUUUGGAGGAUUGAAAUGAAGUACCACUAUUUUUUCAAACAGGGAUAUGUUGGUUUCAGAGUCAAUUUUUUUAUUGGAGAAGGAAUGGGAAUAACCAAUUGAAUGGAGGAUAAUGUUAUGUGGCAACUUGGACUCAUGGUUUACAUUGCAUUGCAUCGAUACACGGAUAGCCGACCGAGUAUGGUUCCUCCUGCUAUAAAAAUGAGGUCUUUGUUUUAACAAUGCUGCCUGCAAUUCUUUUUUCUUCAGCAUUCUGCUAUAGGUAGUGCUGGUUCAAGAUUCAAGCUUUUGAACGGUUCUGUCUGUAAAGUUGUGUGGGGGACAAAACUGAAAUGCAUGAUUUUCAACUUAUCCCAGACCACAGUCAAAUCAAAAUUUGAGUUAUAGCCAAGUAUCUUCUUAUCUUACACCAAAAAUAUUAUGAUUAUUCAUGAGGUUCCGGAUUAGUAUUUGGUUUACAAGUUAUUGUGGGGUUCACUUUUGAUGUUUACACUCAGAAUAGGUACAGGUAUCAUUUAUCUUUUUCUAGCUAGGUCAAUGAAUUUGUGUCAAUAAUAUUAAACACGUCUAAUGAAAAAGAAGAUAACAAAUGGCAACACAUAGGACCAAGAGUUUGAGCCUGUGAACAAGCACUUUUCAUUCUUGUGAACAAAUGAGUGCUUGUGAAGGGAUUUUAAAGUUUUUCACCUUCAUUAUGUGGUAUAGUUCAAGGGUUUUGGUAUUUUAGGGUUUCACUAAAUUGGAACACAGGGUAUGAUAUUGGAAUUAAGUCAAAUUAAUCUAGUUUUUAGUAGUAGAUUUUUUUUUUUUUUGUAUUUUUAGCAGAGAUAGCUUUUAUUGACAAACAGGUGGAAAAUUUUUCUUCUUUAAAGAAACAAAAAAGGGUUUUGGUAGUGGCUAAGGAUUGAAAAAUUAGGUAUGAAUAGACUUUCUAUCAUGUGUGUACAUAGAAAUAACGAGGCAUAUUCCAUAAGGAUGAUAUUGCAAAUAUUUCCACAAUCAAACUGAUAUUUUAAUUCUUUUAAGGACUAAUGUGAGGUUGAUUUCAUCAAAUAAUAUGACCAAUCACCACAUUACAUGAAACAUGAUAACAAAGAGAAUACAAGAGAGCUCCCAAAUAAUAAUGAAGAAGAGAGGAAGGGAAAGAAUAUUUGAUCAACAUACAAAUAGUAAUACCUCACUACAAAUUAAAAUAAGCCAAUAAGCUUGGUAAGACUAACAUGUAAAUAAUACAAAAUUAAGGAUAUAAUGAGUAUUAGAGAAAGAUACACUGAACCAAGAGUAAUGGGAUUUGCUAGCUUGUCUUUUAGCCGCUGCAAAGCAUAGGAAGUUGAAACUUUAAAGCUCCGAGUCAUUUGUCCCACUCUUUGAGGCGUCUUUGAUAAAAUAAAAUAAUUUGAUGCUUAUCUUUAUGAAGUAUGAACGAUUCACGAAGCUUUGCAAGCUUUUGUA
This is a messenger RNA of Arachis stenosperma, 2929 nucleotides long. RefSeq lists its product as uncharacterized. The record is from RefSeq and is a predicted model, not a curated record. Lineage: Eukaryota; Viridiplantae; Streptophyta; Magnoliopsida; Fabales; Fabaceae. Bases 50 to 1300 code for a protein of 416 amino acids. The transcript has 3 exons.